Molecule: messenger RNA, 2010 nt
Organism: Diaporthe amygdali
Lineage: Eukaryota; Fungi; Ascomycota; Sordariomycetes; Diaporthales; Diaporthaceae
Product: palmitoyltransferase ERF2
Exons: 2
Coding region: 1-2010 (669 amino acids)
Biological process (GO): peptidyl-L-cysteine S-palmitoylation; protein targeting to membrane
Cellular component (GO): Golgi apparatus; endoplasmic reticulum
Molecular function (GO): protein-cysteine S-palmitoyltransferase activity
Source: RefSeq, a predicted model, not a curated record
AUGGCAUCUCAGGAGGGCUCGAGGUCGAACACCCCGGCUGGGGCUGCCAGCACCGGCGACGACGAGCCCAGCUUCCCUCAGUAUCCAGGCAGGGCGACCGGCCCGCCCAGCAUAAUAUCCUCGAGAAUGACCGAUAUUGGAACCGAAGAUGGACGGGAGAUCGAGGCGCAAAACCCAAAUAGGCAGAGCAUGGCCACCUCGCAGAGCGGUACUGUCAGGUCGCAGAUCUCCUCGCAAAGGGCUCCCGGCGCCUGGCCGCAACCGACGCCCUUGCGCCGCGGGCUCUCUGGCAAAAGAGGCAGCGUGGCUGCCAGCAUCGGCUCAAGCUCUGUUGCAACUGGAGGACGACCUGCCAGCGCAGCAGGCCGGAGCCAUGUCCCGUCUGUCUCUUCGCACUCCUUCUUUCGCCCCAUGAGCUCCCAGAAGCUGCAGGCGCAACGAGGCGUGGCGAGGCCCUCAACCAUGAGCCGUCCACCUGAGACCGCCGAGACAUUGUCACAGGAGGCCGGUGCCACAACUAUCGGGGCCAACGUCGUACGCCAUAGUAUACAGUCCCAGUCGACAUCGGCGCGCCGAUAUACCGGAGACGAGCACCCCCCUCCGUCACGCGGAACCGAAGUAACAGCUCCCGAGACUUUUGACCGCGCCACGGCGAACACCAGUGCGAACGGUCACUAUCCUCAAGGCAGUGUUUCCGACAGCGUUCGUCCUCUGAACAAGCAAAGGGAGACGGCAGAGAAUAAAGGCUUGGCUGUGAACCUGGACAAAAGCUACAAGAACUCUGGCCAGGCCUCCCCUUUGACUCCUCGGUCGUUUAGGUCCAGCUUCUUAUUACCUGGGAGAAGCAAUCAGGGAGAGAAUGCGUCGAAUCGCAACAUGCAAGGCGGCGAGAAACUCGAGUCCGUCGCCUCAUCCCCACGCUUUGGUGACGGAGCUACCGAUCCGAGGCCAAACACGGCUGUUGCUCCAAAGGCUGGUAGGCAGGACAUGGGUCGCAACUGGGAGUAUUUCCUUGGGAAUACUGUCUUCUGCAUGGGCGGCAGAUUGCAGAACACCAAAGCGCGGCCCGUCAAUAUUGCCACGGGAGCUUUUGUCGUAAUUCCUUGCAUUCUGUUCUUCGUCUUUUCCGCACAUGACCUUUGGCACGAUAUUUCACCGGCUGUCCCACUCAUUUUUGCCUACUUGGCUUUUAUUUGUAUAUCCUCUUUCCUCCACGCUUCAACGUCGGAUCCUGGUAACCCACCCCCUGAUAUCAACGAAGAUCCUUUGAGGCUGGCACCUCCAAGCACUGACUGGACGUUGAUCAAGUCGGCUGAGUCGUCGACAGCUGCCAUGGAAGUGCCGACCAAGUACUGCAAAACUUGCCAAAUCUGGCGGCCCCCUCGCACUCACCACUGUCGGAUGUGCGACAAUUGUAUUGAGACAGCAGACCACCACUGUGUCUGGCUCAACAACUGCGUGGGUCGACGCAAUUACCGCUACUUCUUCACGUUCGUUUCCUCGGCCACCUUGCUAUCAAUGUAUCUGAUCGGGGCUUCUCUAGCCCAGAUCCUGGUAUACAUGAACAUUGAGGGUGUAACGUUCGCCCAAGCGAUCAACCAUGAUGCCGUGCCAUUCGCCAUGGUGAUAUAUGGCUUUAUCGCCUUCCUUUACCCAGCUGCGCUCAUGGGCUAUCACAUGUUCCUCAUGGCACGCGGGGAGACAACACGCGAGUUUCUCAACAGUCACAAGUUUCUCAAGAAGGAUCGAUACAGGGCAUUUACCCAAGGCAAUUGGUUCACGAACUGGGUCGUUGUGCUGUGCCGUCCACGGCCACCGACGUAUUACCACUUCAAAAAGAGGCACAACGAAGGGGACCAGCGAUUGGCAAACUUGAGAAUCAAGGAACGCCGGCGCAAGGCCAAAGAACAACAACAAGAAGGUGUAGAGCUAGACGAGGUGCGGCCGCAGCCAGGUUUUCAAGGACCAAGCGCGCUGAGGAACGAGAGUCGCCCGCCAACGACGGCAUGA